CUUAAAAUUCUUAGCUAACCUGCACUUGAAUGAUUACAAUGAAUCAAAACUGAAUCAAAUCUUCCUCCGCGACAGCACACAAAAGGUGAUUUCAUUUAGUGAAAUCUUACAUUUUCGUCAUUCGAACAUACGCGGAUAUAUAUACAGUUUAGAUUCCCUUAUGACCUAUAACAUAGAGGAUUUACACACUCAAUGGCAGCCAAAACCACACAUGACACACGUUAUUGUUUGGCAAAUAUAUACACAAGACAUGCAAGUGUGAAGUUUUUUUUCGCAGAAAAAGUGCAAAUUCCAUGAUUACAUGCAGAUCCUGUGCAUGCAGUGAGUAAUUUCUCCUGGCUACUAUACUUGUUCCGUGCGCUAUGUACGACUGAAAAGUUGUUUUUAGUCCUUGCGGCGUGUGCCAAAUCAUAGCAGUUAAAAUAAAGACAACUACUUGACUAUAGUUUGACUUGUUCAUGCCGUUCACGGUCAACAAGAAAAAUGUAAAUUAUAGUAAAGUGGUAAAAUUCACAAAGACGAGGGCUACCGUGAUGCAUUGCCAUGCACGUACAGAAACUACUGUACAACGUUUGACGUGGGCGCGUUGCAUUUUAUUUUCACAUGCGACAAGCAUUUGCCAUCCGCUGGAAUUGGAUAAGUGCUACAGCCGGAUGUAUGACGUCAACGGCUUUGAUUUACGCCUUUGCUCUAUUUAAAACAGGAAGUUCCCGGCUGGUAUUUAAAUUCAAGUUGGUGUGCGAAGAAUUUGUGAGUUGUAUUGAAGUUUCCAUGCGAGCAGUUGAAAAUCUACAGUAGAAGAAAACAAUCCUUUGGUGACUUGAGAGAAUGACUACAAUUUAUCAGAAAAUACGAGUAAGUUAUACUUUAUUUUUGAAUACCUACAUUGUCUUUGUAUCUCCAGUGUCUUUUUAAUAAAUUAUGGCAUGAAUAAGUUGGCGGUAACCAUAGUGUAACAAGUGGUAAUAUGCGUUGGAAAACGCUGGUAUUUCUAAACAUGCCAUUACCAUCUGUAAAACCAUCGAGUGUCGCUCUCGGUAAAUAUAUCAGUUUUAUGGAAUAAGGUAAUAUAAGUCAUAAUUAAAAAUCUGAUAACUGAUGCCAGGCUUUAUCCGAUCAAGUGUUAAAUAUGAACUUCCUAUAGCUUUUGAAAUCUCAGGCCAAAACUUACGAUAGUCACGAAAAUUUAGUCUGGCAUUUGAAAUAUGUCUGGCAUUUCUAAACAUGUAAAACCAUCGAGUAUCGUGCUCGGCGACGGUAAACAUAUCAAUUUUAUGGAUUAAAAACUGCACGUAAUAUAAGUCAGAAAUAAUAAUUAAUACUCUAAUGGCCAUGAUGCCAGGCUUUAUCAAUCAAGUGUUAAAUAAUUUGGCCUCUUGAAAUCUCGGCCAAACUGACUUACGAUGGUCACGAAAAUUUAGACGUUGACAAAACUAACUGUAGUAAAGAGCAUUUUAAUACUAUAGUAUACUUCAGCAGUAGUAAGUGCUGACUUGCUCCUGAAUUUAAGUUGAUGAUAUAUCAGAAACGACCUCAUCUUUCCAUAUUAACAACGCCAAACUGACUUACGAUGGUCACGAAAAUUUAGACGUUGCCAAAACUAACUGUAAAGAGCAUUUUAAUAUAAUUAACUCUACAAACGAAAAAGACAUUUCAAUUGAAAGUCACUAAGCCUAAGCCCUAAGGACUAAUUAAGGCAACGACAAAUCUAUAUUGGCUUAUUUUCAUAUUGGAUGUUCACUAUUAUUUUCAAUUAUUAUAUAUUUGUGUGUUGUAUAUUGUAUAUUGUAUAUUGUAUUUGUAGGCUGUAUAGCAAAUAAAUCAAAUAUCAACAUUAAUUAGUAAUUAUAUUGUGCAGUAUCACUGCGGUGAUUACUAUAUUACAGUACACUACUGUGACAUGCAGGUGUACGUAUGGCGGUAUCAUAUCAAGAUUUUGUUGGCAUCACACUCGAUUCAACAGUUGAAUGGUGAUUUGAUGAAUAUUAUCGAGUGGAAAUUUAUAUACAUGUUUUUUAACCUAUACCAGGAACAGCUGCGAAAAAUGCAACUUCAAUACGGCUAUAUACUAGCAAUUGAUACAUCAGGCGGAAAACAUGCACCGAUUCAAAGAUAAACUAAAAGCAAAAAAGAAUAAAAUUUAAAUUCCUAUACAUUCUCUUUCAUCGACCCUGCAUGUGCUAUACGGAUAAGAUUUGCGAAAUUAAAAACUUUUCGUGGUCUUGGGCUGUCAGAAUUUACCUUUGUAUAACAACAUUAUUAUCUCUUCGGGACUAUAUCCAGAUGUAGAAAGUAAAUAUAGCGUAUAGACCCAGCGUAUAGUGUUUGCCUCACUCAAGUGUUUGCUGGCAGCUAUCACUAUCAGGAAGAAAAUUAUAAGCAGCGGCAUGAAGCGGGGAAACCCGCUAUGUCAUGACACAACUCAAGUUUACAAUUUCACUUUUAAUAGUCAGACUUAAAGUCAUCAUAAUUAAAAAUUUGAUAACUGAUUGAUGGCGAUGCCAGGCUUUAUCACUACUGUACAGUACAAUCAAGUGUCAAAUGAGUUUGAAUAAUGUCGCGGGUCGCGCGGGUAAAUAGUCGCGGGUUGUAAAAAAGCUGCAAACUGUGUAUUUUAUUGAGUCGCUGGUUGAAUAAAGUGUGUAAAAAUCACGUUACUAUUUGGUAAACAACUUUAUAUGGGAUUGCUUCAAUACGAAACAUUGCCCAAGAGCCUUUUGUCAUGAUUUAAUGUUCUAUAUAAACGUCACGUGCCAGAAGCCUAAAAUCUGAAAGUAUAAUUUCAGUAUGUUAAACCAACAAUUAUAUCCGCGGUACACUAUAUAUAAUCACUAUAAAUGGCCGAUGCACCGACCGCAUAUGCAUGUGCAUGAGAGCCGGUGUAUGCUUUGAGAAUUUGAAUUUGUAACUAGCUAUCUCUUCGGGACUAUAUCCAUAUCCCACUCUAAUGACUAUAUAUCAUGUAAUAUCAGCUAUAUAGUGUUUGCUUCUGGAAGCUUCUGGUGUUUGCUAGCAGCUAUUGGGAAAAACCCAUGACACAUUGACAUGCACAAAGUCAUGCAAAUUCUCAUGCACAGAAUUUGACUUUGCAACAACAUUAUAUAAUCUCAUCGGGAAUAUCCAUAUCUAUAUAUAUAUAAUAUUAAUAUGUAGCAAGUAUGAAUAUAUAGCUAUAUAGGGUUUGCGUCAAGUGCUUGCUAUAUAUAGCACUAUAUAGCAGUUAUGUAACUUUUCACAAGCAGUGGCAGCGGGGAAACCCGCGGCUAUAACAACUCGGCUUUCCCCUGACGUGUUGCAUACAUUUCACCAUAUAUACGUCAGACUUUAUAAUGUCUUAGAUUUAGACAUAAAAUCAGGUUGAUCUAUAUAUGCUGGACAUAUUAAUUGUCAUCAGUUUUUCAUGCAAAAGCAGUGCCAGAGGAAAACAAGCCUAAUUUAGUGACUUGAGACAAUGAGAACAAUUAAUAUUAAGAAGAUACGAGUAAGUUAAAAUGCUUUAUCUUUGUAUACAGUAUAUUAGUAUUUUUUAAAUUAUAGACAUGUGCCAUAUGGACAUCCACAUAGUGUGAAAGUGGUAAUUCGUUCAGUACCAUCUUUAAACCAUCUUUACAUGCACCAUCGAGUAUCGUGCUCGGUAGAUAUCAAUUUUUCUAUACGUUUUCUUAAUUGGCAAACAAACUUAAAAAGUAUGUUUAGUGCUUUAUCUGUAAAAUAAUGCUAAAAUGAAGAUAUUUUAGAUGACACGCCAAAGAGAAAAUGAUGUCUGAAGUUCAGUAAGUUUUGCUUAUAUGGCUGUAAAUAUGGCGUCAAUUUUAAAGCAUCAUUCAUAAUUGUAUUUUAAUUCACAAUUUUUAACUAUUAGUUUAUGUUUCUCAACCGGCAGAUACAUUUAAAAAGGUUGCUAACUCUAUAAACUAAAGAAUAAGCUAAAACAAAGUAAUUUUGAGAGGAACGCCAAAAAGAUUUUAGGUUUUGAACACUUUUCAUUGCAAAUACGUGACAUUGAAAAAAAUUGCCUCUUAAAUAAUUUGGCCUUUUGCAUGAAAUCUCGGCCAAAACUAACUUACGAAGGUCACGAAAAUUUAGACGUUGCAUGUCUAAACUAUAGAGUAUAGUUAAGUGAAGAGCAUUUUAUUACUGAUUAUAACUCUAUACAAGAGAAAAAGACAAUUUGAUUGAAAGCCGGCGUGUACUACAAGUCUAUAUAUAAAGGCUAAUUUAAGGCAACGAAACGACAAAUCUAUAUUGCCUUAUUUUCAUAUUGGAUGUUCACUAUUAUUUUCAAAAUUACUGCUUUACAAAUUUCCGUUGUAUAAAUUAUUAUAAUUUGCAUGUUGUAUAUUGAUUUUGUAUUUGUAUUUGUAGGCUGUAGCAAAGAAAUAAAAUAUCAACAUUAUAGUAUUGUAUAGUAUACGUAUAUAUAGGCCUACAAUACAUUGCUGUGAUUACCACCGUGGCGUGUACAUACGGUAUACUGCUGUGAGAGUUGUGCGUGUGCAUGGCCGCGGGCAUCUUCAGUAUUCAUUGGACAUUGAUAGCUAGCAGCUAGCUUUCGGGAAAAACCUAUCAUUAUGAGGCUAUAUAUGACACAACUAAGGUUAAAAUUAGCUUUAUAAUAAGUAUUCGGCUUUUCUCUGUGCUGCAAAUAUUUCAGUUAUGACAUAAAAAAGCCAAUGUUUGGAGGGGAAAUCCUAUACCAACUGUGGGGAAAUCCAACAAUCAAUCAUGGCUACCGUUUUAAUACUAGUUCCAAUUACGCGUAAAUACCACAAUGAUGACGUUAGUUAAUAGACUUCACUCUUCAGAAUCUGCAAUGUAGGCAAUAUUUGAUGGGAAAAACCUUAUAGCUAUAGGAUUUUCCAUAAUUCUUUAUCGACUAUCAGAGGACAUCUUAAUGUUAAUAAAAUCAUAAAUGUGAAUGUCUGAAGAACACAAAGACGAAGUGAAAAUCCUUUGUUUGUGUUUAAAUAUAGUGUAAGGUUCAAUAUAAUAAUAUUUUGAUUUUUGUAUUCAAAUUUUUUUAAGUACUUAUAUAAUAUUAGUAUUUCGUCCCGAUUUAGUGUAUAGUAACUUAAUUUCACGACCGAAUAUUUUUGUUUUAUACACUUCGAUCUUAAAAUAAAAACAUGUUUGCAUAAAAACUGAUACUACAAUGUCAUUGAUAUCGCCAUAUCUUAUGUUGAUAUCAAUAUGUCGUCAAAUUUAAUACCAAAGUUGUUAAUUAUAGAAAACACAAAUAAAACUCUUUCAAAAUUGAUAUUGGGUCGUCCGGGAAAUAGAUCUUGAUCUUUGUCGUAACUUCUUCACCUAUUUUUAAAUAUAGACUUAGUUUCAGACUUUGACACAUGACUGGAACGAAAAUGUAAAGACUCCGCGCACUUUCGAUAGUGAAAACAUUUGGCAUGCCGAGAAAUUGACGGAAGCACAUAUAGUCUGUAAAGAUAUGAUGGUCUAUAGAAUCCCGGCGAACUUCAAAGCCACAAAAUAGAAGGCCUUUGUUUGAUGUUGACUGUUGAACUGCAUGUACUUCACCGUGCACAAAUACUUUGUUUCAACUUCAUUACAAGUAUUAUUCAUCGUGGCUGCACGUUUCUUCUCAGCUGUCCCUAUUUGGACGAUUACUUAAUAAUUGUAGGAAAACUGCACAAUGAGCUCAAUUACUGUGACCGUGCACCAGCCUAGUCCCAGGCUCUCUCUCUCUAUUCGCUGCUUUGAUAUAUUUAAAUAAGUCUUAAAAGUUUUAUUCCUGGGUGUGCUGUGCGGAACGCUUCAGUGAGAGAGCCUAGCAGAUUUCGGUAAAAUGGUCCCUGAUUUCAAAAAAGUGGUCCCUGGCCUGGUUACCAAGCAUAUCGCAUUUGUAAAUAGAAAAUGUUAUGGAAAUUUCCAUUGUGUUUAUAAUUAAGUCAUACACCCUUUUCCGCAUAAAUGGCUGCCGAUUAAAAAUUCUUUUAUGUGCAUAUAAAUUGGCCCAACUAGCCUCGUACUCAUGUUAAGAUUUCAAAGGAAUUUCUACCCAGAAACGAGGCUAGUUGAGCCAAUUUAUAUGCACAUAAAAGAAUUUUUAAUCGACGGCCAUUUAUGAAAAGGGUGUAUUAGUUUUGCUCUAAUGCUGUCGGAACAAUGAAAUAGGCUACGUUUCGCUACCAUACAGUCAGAAUGGAAUAACGGGCUAAAUAUGACUCGUGUUUACUAAAAUAUAAAGCCAUAUUAAAUGCUAUCUAGAAGCUUGAAAAUUAUGCCGAGUCUCCGACCAAAAAUGUUUUGACAACACAGUCAUGUCAGGCGAAUAUUUCCAGUCUCCUCAGCUACUUAAACCUGUCAAGUAGAAAGCGUAGUUGUGUAUACCAGUAUGAUCUAGUGUUGAUCACAACAUGCGAGUAUAUCAUGAAUAACAUCAACGAUUAUACGACCAUUGCUCAGACUCAGUAUCGUAAAUUUGUAUAUAAUUUUUUUUGAUUGAGCGCAUUUUUAAUACAGUUUGAAUUUGGUUAUGUAGACAUCAAACAUGAUCAACGAACAUUGUCGUGUUUACAAACUUAUUUGUAUAAACUGGGACUAGGCUGACCGUGCACAUAUAUUAACAUGCAUGCAUAAACUCUGACAAAAAAACAUGAUAUAACAUCAGCCUAGUCCCAGUCGUUCUGAAGCAAGCGCGAGAAAAAACGUGGAUGUAGUACGAAACUGGGAUCUAGGUGUGAUGUCACCGCAAAAGGUGCUUAAGAACGCCUAGCAGAUUUCAGUAUUUUUAAUAUAACGGAAAAUUUAUUUAUACAAAUAAGUUUGUAAAUACGACAAUGUUCGUUGAUCAUGUUUGAUGUCUACAUAACCAAAUUCAAACUGUAUUAAAAAUGUGCUCAAUUAAAAAAAAUAUAUACAAAUUUACGAUACUGAGUCUGAGCAAUGGUCGUAUAAUCGUUGAUGUUAUUCAUAUACUCGCAAGUUGUGAUCAACACUAGACAGAGAGAGAGAGAGAGAGAGAGAGAGAGAGAGAGAGAGAGAGAGAGCCUGGGACUAGGCUGAUAUAACAUGAUAUAACCCCGCUCUGAUAAUAUGCGCCGCGCCCUGUUAAUCCGCCCCCUGGGUCCCUGACUAUAUGACGAAAGUAUCAUGAUGGACAGCAUUUAACUUUAUAGAUUUUUCUAUAUAUAUAUAGACAUUAUGACUUAUUAAUUAAGUUAACUGUUUAAUUGUUUUGUAAGAAGAAAGAUGUUAAUAAGUUUGUUUAUAUGUAAUAUGCGCAAAUUAAAAAUAGUAAACAAUAUUUACUUAUACAUCACAUAGCACACGUAACUUUCAGACCACGUUCUUUUGCUGGGCAAAGCCAACCUACACUCCCUUAUGAGUCUUUAGACGCAAAUUACGCCCUAGUUUGGCGGAACAGCAGAGACUCGAUACAAUAUAACUAUCCCGAGAUUAUCCCAUAUUCCAAAUUGUAUCUCUUUAGUAACUGCAUGCAUGAAUAAUGUUAAGUAAAUUACGCAGCAAAAAUAUAUAUAAUGCUAUAUAGUUUUACUUUAGAGUAUAAAGAUAAUUUGCCAGAAAGGUCAAUUAACAAAUUCAAUCCUUUAUGCUGCAUCCUGUGAGUGCUCUGAAAUUCUGAAUUUCAUUUAUGUUUCCUUGCAGAAAGCUUUUGGCAGCAAUGGCUCCGUUGAUUCUGGAUGUCAUGACGUGCAAGGUGGCAUUGGAGCGGUUAUUACUUCUGGUACUUGCACCUUCGUAGACAAGAUUGGUAUCAAACUGGACGAAAAUUUGUAUAAAGUUAGAGUCGAUAAAGAACAAACUAUCUCCAAUAGAAACUCGGCUAGCAGUAGCAGUAGCAGCAGCAACAGCAGCAGCAACAGCAGUAGCGGUGUUGAUGACGGUGGUGAUUGUGCUGAUGGUGUAAUAAUAAGAGAAGGUGCUAAAAUUACUGAAGUUGGUUGGGAAACAUAUGCUCAUGGCUUUGGUUUGAGGUAUAUAAUAUCUAUAUAAAAUGAUAGAAUGAAUAUAAAAACUGAGCUGAAAUUGAGCAAUAUAGGAGUCAUGCAUGACAUUCGCGAUUCAAGUUAGGCAAUUAGUAGAAAUCAAGUAAAGAGGUUUCCUAUGGCUAUGACAAGUAAAAACAUAGUUUCAAUUACUAUACGCACACGUAGCCUAUAUAUACAGGUAGGGCCUAUACUAUAUACAAUCAUUCUCAAAAUUUGACGACUUUUAGUUUUCCUAGUAUAUAUGUUGCUUAUUCAAGUUGACUGUUUCGGAAUAAUUCAAAUUGAAUAAACUGAUAACAUUGUUUUUAACGCCGGGCGGGGAAAGAGGAUUAUAAAAUUAAAGCUAUAAAAAAUAGUAGGACGGGAACAAUGAGAAUCCUUAAGAUAUAAAAAAAUAAGAAAGUAAGUAUAUGCGCUCGUGCGAACUAUACGUCGCCUAGUUAAAUCAACAUUCAAUGUCAAAUGAACUAACUAUAGUGAAUUUUUAUAGAUACUUUAAUCACAUUAAGUAACAAAGGAUAAUGUUCAUGCAGAAGUUCAGAGCAGUUUUUAAUCAAUAAUUUGUUAACACAUUAUUAUAUAGGGAUGAUGACAUCAUCAUAUCAGUGAAUAACAAACCAGUGCUUUCUGCAGCAAUGGUGGCCAGCAUGAUACAACGCAUCUUAAAACACAGUAAAAAUAGCCAGUUGAGAAUGGUAAGCGAUUUGUAUUGAUGAGUUUCAGUAAACAUAAUAGUAAAAGGGCUACAGCCUAUUGUCGUAUAUAUACUAGUUGUUUCGAGUUGUAAUUACAAAUCCUGCAUGCAUGGGCUCUCUAUUCAGCGCUCGCUUUAAUUUCUCGUUUAAUUAUUGAAGGCCGGCCUUCAUAUAGCUGUAACAUUUUGGUCACAUGAUUUUCAAAUUUUGACAAGAUUGUUACAAGAUAGUUGUGAACUAUACCUUGUUCAAAAGAUGCAGGCUGAUUCAGAGCACAAGCGUGCAUAAUAUUCGGAUCAAUUCAAAUAAUUAUUUAUUGAAAAGAUGAUUUUAUAUGGUAUUUCUUCUUUAGGAAAUUCACAGAAGAGAGAGAGGAUUGAUUAUAUUAGAUAACGGAGGUAGGCUAAUUAGUUAUGAUUUAUGCGAACCAUGAUCAUUCAUGCAUGUAUACAUAGAUCACAAAUAUAUGCAUGUAAAAUUAGCUAGAAAAGUGGCUGUUUGAUAUGUUCGUUACUAUAUACGAGUGUUCAUCAAAGAUUCUGACUUCUGAGUCGACACUUAUUUCCCCUUGCAGGUAAAGAAGUUUCAAGCCCUACUGCAUGGCUAUUGCUGACGUCAGCGUCAUUUUUAUAGGCUAUUAACUACAUAUAAUAGUAUUUGGUAUAAUCCAGUGCCUUGAAAGAAUCUAAAUAUUUUGCCUAGAAAUCGACUGUACGUGUCAUGCCUUCAUUUGUAGCCGCCAAAAAUUUCGAUGCAAUUCUACAUAUUAAAUUAAAACAUGCAGCCAAAAAGCAAGUACUCUAAUACAGCGUAAUUUUAAUAAAAGAAAUUUAAAUCAUUUUCAGGGGACGACGUAUCUGCCUCAGAUGACGAUGAACUAAUAUGUAUUGAUAAUACCAAGAGCAAAUUAAAAAAUGUCAGAUAUAGCAAAUAUCUAUACGCGACAUCUUCAAAAAUUGGUUUGAGCAAUUUUAGAACACCUCUCGAAGAUAGUAAGUAUCAGUAUAUGAUAAUGCAACAAUUAACGUUGGAUAUAGUUGAAGCAACUGCAUGUCAAAAUGCAACAUUAUAGUGUUCGAAUUUGGGCUUUUUACAUGAUGCAUACAGCUAAUUCAAUUAAGGUUGCUAAUUCAAUUAAGGCUAAUUCAAACAAGGUCAAAAUCUUCGACCAGUCGCCCUCUAAACCCGAAAAGCACAAUGGGCGUGUGUAUAUUAUGACAUUACAUGUUUACGCAUGCAUGCUGUUAUAGUAUUUAUGCUAAUCGAUUAAUUGAAUUAAUUUUAAUUCCCAAAAGAGUUAUAAGCAUGCUCACAAACAACAUUCCGCAACGUUAAAAUGUUAAAAAAAUUGUCUUAUUGAUGCGUGCCAAAAUCAUGCUGAAAGAACUUGCUCCACAUGACCUAGAAAACGGUAACUUCCAGCUGUUGUUUGAAUCAGCUGAGGUCGUACUUUGCAAACGUAAAUUCGUAUUGCUGGUUAUAUGUUAAUUGAAUUUUUUGCAAGGGUUACAAACUCUUUCUCUCAAUACAUAACUUUGGUCACGAUGUAAUUUGAUAUUGACACCGGCACAUAUGUCGGAUAACUGGGUCCCUACGACUCCUGCUCGUUUUGAACACUUAAAUUCUCUGUAUAGCGAUCCUGCUGCAACUGGUUCCAAAUUUAGUUUUUAAGGAACACUUACAUACUGUACAAAUAUUGUUUGGAAGUACCAUAUAAAUUCAUUUUAUAGUAUUCUUUUGUUUUGCAUUUGUUUUUUUCCUCAGUAUAUCUGUUAGUAUAUAUCGGAAGUGAAAAAUCGUUUUCGGUCUAUUUUUAAGUCGAAUGAUAUUGGUUUAUAGUUAAUUAGACCAUCAAUCAAAUAAAGAGGUGUAUUUUUUCUGCUGGAGAUGCAUGCAGACGCUUACUUCGCCCUCAACUAUAAAACGCCAGGCUACCAUUUACGCAAAACCGAAACAGCUUGUGGGACGUAGCAACCGUAUAAACUGCGGAGUGUCGAAAGACGAAAGUAUGAAUUACACUCAUUGUAUAAGCAUGCAAAUUCGUCGUGCUUUUAACGCUUAUAGAGGUCUGGGGUUUUGACUUUGAAAGGAAAAACUCAAUUGAAUUAGCUGUAUAUAUAUAUAUAUAUAUAUAUAUAUAUAUAUAUAUAUAUAUAUAUAUAUAUAUAUAUAUAUAUAUAUAUAUAUAUAUAUAUAUGCAAUAAAGUGAGGGUUAGUCGGUUUUGUCCAUUAUUUUGCUCAUGCCCGAUUUUUCGAACUUCUAAAAUUGACUGUUGAAUCGUAGUUUCACAACCCGUUUAAACUGUCGCAAUCAGGUGAACAGCGCUAUUACUGAUAGCUGGCUAGCAAUUUCUGAUUUGGGGAAUUUCAUUACUAUAUUCUCAACGCCUUUAGAAACAAAAUUUGUAAAGAAUACCAUUAUUUUCAUUAUGUCAACCAUGAUAAUGUAUUAUUGUUUAAUAAUUAAUCAACAUUUAUUAAAUUGUAUUCAAAUUUUAUCACUAGAAUUUUUCACAAUAAAACAUUAUGCGAAAGUUAUUGGAGAUGCUGAUGAAAGAUUCAUAGCGUUAAAACACAAUAAAACCAACCGAUGGGUACGGAUAGAUAGUGGAAUAGUAACUUUACAGGUAUGUAAAAUAUUCAUCACGAAUAUAAAAGAAACAUAUUAUACUCAAUUCAGAUCAUUAUGGUCUGGAAUCUCGACAAACGUCGAAUGAGCUACGAACCAUGCAUCGUGCUUUUUUAACAUUAUAGAGAGUUUGGCAAAUACAACGGCAACGAGAACGUGCUCAUCAACAAUACUCAAUAGCAUCUUUACUCUAAGACAAAGGCGACUAUAAUGUGCACCCUUAAGCAUUCUAGUACGCCGUAGUUGUUUGCCCCCCCCCCCCAUUUUGCCCCCAUCAAAAAAAUUAUUAGUCACUAAGAGCGACUAGAGGCUACACAAGCGUUCUGUCGUUAUCGGAAAAUCAGGGUAUCGCUUAAAAGUUGUCGUUACUCAUUAGUGAAUGCGCGUAUACAUGAAACUGUUUUUUACAGUUUCAAUAUUAGUUUGUAAAUCUCUGAAUGGUAAAACUUGCCAAUACUUCAAUAAUACGUUUCAAAAAAAGACAAAAAAGCUUUAGUUUUGCAGAGUUAAAUUCUCAAACGUGUAAGGCAAUAAUAAGAUGAAAGUAUCACGAAAUUAUUUGAAUAAACCACAUCGCAUAUAUGGGGGGCGAAUGUCCUAAAGAGAAGCGAUAUUCCUAGGGUAUUCGCCCCACCCCCUUGGGAGGCGAUAUUCCUAGGAUAUUCGCCCCCCAGGGGCGAUAUUCCUAGGAAUAUCGCCACGUUUUGAGGGGGGGGGGGAUUUCCUGGGGGGGCGACCUUUUCAAAAAUUCUAUCUUUCCCCCCCAAAAAAAUUUGAGUUUGCCCCUCAAAUGCCCCCCAAAUUUGGAAGCCUGGUGCCGCCACUGUCAAUGCUGCUGUUUAUUUACAUCAUUUUCACGGCAAAUGCAGACCACGCUAACAGAAUAAUUAAAGCGUUCAAGUAAUUUUGUUUUUUGCCGUCGCCGUUGUUGGUUGGCAAAUCCACUAUUUCAAUAUGCAGCACUGCAACGUUGUGCGAUUUGUCAUAUAUUAGGGCGCUGUAGAACACUGAAGCCCUGGUUAGAUGAUGCCCAUUUUUUUACGCCGGGGUACAAGUUUAAAAAAUGAACAAAAUGAUAGGACAAAGACUAAUUUGCCCGAGUGUCCAGACCAAAUCUUGAUUGACUAUGCCGUCAUAGACUAUGUGUAUGAAUAAACUUAUUGUGUGAAAGGAGACUUGGGUUUUUAAACAUUCAGUUACCUUCGUUUUGCACAUUAAGAUUAGCUAUAUAUGGUAUAUCAAGAGAACAGAAAUUUUAAAUUUGUUUUAAAUGACCUCUUAUAAUGGUUAACUGACAAAAACAAAUAUAAGUUUGAUUUAAACUUAUAUUUGUUUUUGUCAGUUAACCAUUAUCUGUUUGAUUAACAAUUCUUUGCAAAAAAAUUUAAUCAGAUUAAAAUAAUUUACGAGUGAUAUUAAAUUAAUCAUUAUUUAAGAAGUAACCUGAUUAAUUGUAACCAAAAUCACUAAUUGACCUUAUUUUUUAUACUUAAUUAGCCUCCACCACCUGGUGAUGGACAUACAUUGCCAAUAGACAGCAACUAUCUCAUCAAUGUUACCUCUUCCGGCACUAACGAAACCCUUCAACCUGUCAAUGAACCUGGCAGAGCAAUUGGCUUUGAAAGAAGACGUAGAGCUGCUACCCUCAUAUCUACCCCCAUACCUGCCACGAAUAAGAAAGUUCUUUUCAGAAUAUAUACUAGCGACAGUCACUAGUGUGUUUAUUUCUAUACAAUAAAUCAUUCAUUUCAUAUCCUUUUAAAGAAUGCAUCACUGCAGGAUAUUUAAAUAUCUUCAUGUUAUGGAUUGUUAGUUGUUGCAGCAUAAUGUCGGAAACAGCCGAAGUAGUAAAUUCUACUGAGGGUCAAGGGGAAAAGCCAAAAGAACAAAAAUAAACUUCAAUUCAAAAAAAUUGACCUUGUAAAUAUAUAAAGGAUUAAUUGGAAACACUAAUAAGAGAUGCAUGCAUGCAUGCACUGUAGCGUAUAUUUAUACGUCAAGGUGGAUAAACAAAGGUAAUCCAACUUUAGCAUGCUCGAGUGGGUCAGAUAUUGCGUUUAUCGACAUGUACAAUAUUCUUAAUUAAACAGCACAAAAAUCACACUUUUAGCUGUCGAAAUAUACCUUUUUUUGUAACAUUAUGAAGGAAAAUUACCAAAUACGAAUCGAAU
Molecule: messenger RNA, 13462 nt
Organism: Paramuricea clavata
Lineage: Eukaryota; Metazoa; Cnidaria; Anthozoa; Malacalcyonacea; Plexauridae
Source: the annotation of a GenBank genome assembly